Solanum stenotomum is the source of this 462-nucleotide messenger RNA. Its product is annotated as SKP1-like protein 1A. NCBI's taxonomy places the organism in Eukaryota, Viridiplantae, Streptophyta, Magnoliopsida, Solanales, Solanaceae. Gene Ontology annotation, molecular function: cullin family protein binding. The coding region runs from base 1 to 462 and encodes 153 amino acids. The transcript has 2 exons. Gene Ontology annotation, biological process: SCF-dependent proteasomal ubiquitin-dependent protein catabolic process. Gene Ontology annotation, cellular component: cytoplasm; nucleus. The record is from RefSeq and is a predicted model, not a curated record.
AUGUCUUCAGAAAAACUCAUAACUCUCAAGACUAGCGAUGGCGAGGAAUUCCAACUCUAUGAGUCUAUAGUUAUGAGGUCACAAGUCAUCAAAAACAUAGUACAAGACGUGGAUUGUGCUUCUAACGUCAUCCCCCUAACUAAUGUUGGUCGCAAAACUAUGUGCAAAGUGGUUGAAUAUUGGAAGAAACACUCGGAGGAAGGUGUAUCGAAAGGAGUAUUGGUGGAUUUUGACAUGAAUUUCAUGAAGGUGGAUCAGUCGGUUUUGUUUUAUCUUCUCUUAACUGCUGAUUCUCUUAACGAUAAGGAGAUGCUAGAUGUAAUGUGUCAAGAAGUUGCUGAUAGAAUCAAAGGUAAAACCCCAGAGGAAAUACGUAAAGAAUUUGAAUUUGUUAUCAAGAAUGAUUUUACUCCAAAGGAAGAAGAGGAGAUUCGUAAAGAGAAUGCUUGGGCUUUUGAAUGA